AUGGUUAAAACACACAUCACCGUAAUAGCGACAAUACUAGUUGCAUUGCUAGCCUGGGUUGAAUCUCCUGAUUACGAUAAAUCAGUGAUGCACGCAGCAAUCUGGGCUGCCAUCCUGAUGGCGAACACCUUGCCGUAUUUUAGUUAUUUUGCAAUAUGGGGGGCUUUUGUUCAUCAUGCUCUGCAGACCAUUUUGUACGUGCGGUAUGUAUACCGCAAGUGCGCAAUGGAUAGCGUGUGUCUGACCUCAGACUGUAAAAGAAGUAUAGAAGUGUUGACUUUUUCUUCACUACUUACACUACUAUCAUUGAGUUACAGUCUCGAUGUUGUACUCUACGGGAGGGGUCAUGAAGAUAACGGCUAUAUCGUGAAGGAGACUAAGCCAGGUAAAAUAGACUAUCAUGCGCUAUUCAACAAAUCAAUCUUAGCAAUGACAGUUAUAAUGAAGUUACUAUUCCUGAAAUGGGCGAACAACUAA
This is a messenger RNA of Vanderwaltozyma polyspora DSM 70294, 477 nucleotides long. RefSeq lists its product as uncharacterized. The record is from RefSeq and is a predicted model, not a curated record. The coding region runs from base 1 to 477 and encodes 158 amino acids. NCBI's taxonomy places the organism in Eukaryota, Fungi, Ascomycota, Saccharomycetes, Saccharomycetales, Saccharomycetaceae. The transcript has a single exon.